Molecule: messenger RNA, 273 nt
Organism: Thecamonas trahens ATCC 50062
Lineage: Eukaryota; Apusomonadida; Apusomonadidae
Exons: 1
Coding region: 1-273 (90 amino acids)
Source: RefSeq, a predicted model, not a curated record
AUGAAGCGCGGUAAGGCUGGAGCGACCAAGAAGAGGGGCAUGCCGUCUGAGCCCAUUCCGCUGGAGCAUGGCGGAGUGGUGGUGGAGACGGUGGCCGGGCCUGUCCAGUUUGGCAUUCCACCAGAGACGAUCAAGGACUCGAUGCGGGCACAGCUCGACGUCCCGACGUACUUUGUGGUCUUUGGCGAGAUGUUUGAUCGGACGCGAUGUCUCAACUUUGCCGAGUUUGAGUUCCCGACGUACUUUAACUUUUCAUCCGCAAGCGCAAGGUGA